Messenger RNA from Zychaea mexicana, 1881 nucleotides. Its product is annotated as major facilitator superfamily domain-containing protein. NCBI's taxonomy places the organism in Eukaryota, Fungi, Mucoromycota, Mucoromycetes, Mucorales, Lichtheimiaceae. The record is from RefSeq and is a predicted model, not a curated record. Gene Ontology annotation, biological process: transmembrane transport. Bases 1 to 1881 code for a protein of 626 amino acids. Gene Ontology annotation, cellular component: membrane. Gene Ontology annotation, molecular function: transmembrane transporter activity. The transcript has 13 exons.
AUGGCGAACAUCACCAAGAGUAGCAGCAGUAAUGACACAAAUACCAUCGCUUCGUACGAUGAAAACAAGAAUGAUGUCAGCGAAUCGACUUCAACACUGUCACAAAAGAAGAGCUUUACACAGCAUCAACCAGUAGCACACCCUACAACAUCAAUAAUAGACAUAGAAAAAGAAGCCUCCACCGCCAAAUACGGAAAGAAUAAUGACGAUGAUGUUGAUGGUGAACAAAAAUUUAGCAAGAUAUACAACCAAGAGGCAUCUCCGGCUACUCGGAAACAGCGAAUCAUACGAUCAAUAAAAUUUGGCAUCCUGCUGUUUGGUCUGUUGAUGGGCAUGUUCAUGGUUUCGUUAAACACAACCGUAGUCGCACCAGCGAUGAACAUUAUAGCAACAGAGCUAGACGAUAUCGCAAAUCAAACGUGGAUAGCCACCGCAUACCUCGUUGCCAUGAAUUCCCAACAAGCAAUCGCCGGCAAAUUUUCAGAUGUGUUUGGAAGAAAACCAAUUGUACUAUUUGGCAUGGUUUUCUUUACAGUUGGCUCUCUCAUUAAUGCUCUUACACCUACCAUGAACGGAUUGAUUGCUGGACGCACGGUUCAGGGUUUUGGUGCCGGAGCCAUUCUUAGCAUGCUAUUUGUCAUAAUUGCAGAUGUUGCGCCCUUACGUUUACGCCCAAAACUUCAAAGCUCACUUGCAGUUGUUUAUGGCCUUUCGAGCGUGAUUGGUCCUCUCAUUGGAGGAGCAUUUGUGGACAAGCUGACAUGGCGUUGGGAUUUCUGGCUCAAUGUCAUUUUGGGAGGCUUUUCCUUUUCCGUCACCUUCUUGCUGUUCAAGGAACCAAAAGAUAUCCCAAAAAGUAGCCUCUGGUCCAAGGUUAAGCGAGUUGACUGGCUUGGUGUACUCUUCUCAAUGGCAUUCGUCUGCUGUCUUUUGCUUGGACUUAAUUGGGGAAGUUCAUACGGGUGGAGCUCGCCACAUGCAUAUGCAUCAUUUAUCGCUGCUGCAGUUUCUCUCAUUGGACUUAUUGUCGUUGAAGGUUGGGUUGCCCAUGAACCGCUUAUGCCUGCACAAGUUGUUCUCAAUCCUGCUAUUUUGACGGUUUACAUCUAUGCUAUGUGUCUCGGUUUGAGCUUCAUCGGAACUUUAUACUUUGGCCCGGUCCUAUAUCAGUCGGAUCUGUUGGAAGCAGCUUUUUACUGGGUCAAUAUGUUCAAUAUGAAAUAUUUUCUUGUUGUUGCAUCAGCUUCCAAUCUGCUGGGCUAUGGCCUGUUUUACACUGUGAAUGAGAACAGUAACUGGGGUCAGCAAGCUGGUUACCUGGUUUUCUGUGGUUUGGCGUUUGGAUUAUCACAACAAAACGCUAUUUUGUCGGUACAGAAAAUAGCACCCAAAGAAUAUAUGGCAGUAGCCACAGCACUGCUCAACUUUUUUAUGAUGCUUGCAUCUUCAGUGGGAAUCGCGAUCUUUCAAGCGCUGUUCCAGCUGUUCUUAACAUACCAAUUUACAAACCUCACGUCAGAAGAACUUGCCAUUGCUGAAGAGUACGACGCUCUCAGUAACUAUAUAUACAUCCAUGACCUCCCUGACGGUGUUCGAGAAAGCGUUAUCAGAUGUUAUAUGCAAGCCCUGAAUAACGUCUUCAUUCUCCCCUUGGUAGCAGCUGGUUUGGGAUUUGUUGCAACACUUUUCAUCAAAAAGAUAAGAUUCCUUGGACGUCAUCGGAGCGAAGACGAUGAGGACCAACAGAAGAAGGCAGUUGUGGUAGCACAAGACGAGAAAAUAUCCUCAGACGUUGAUGUAGAAGCCGGUGAAUUGACCACAAGAACAUUGCCAGCAGAAGUUGUACAUACUAGAGCAGACAAAGACGCAAAUCAGAACUAG